Messenger RNA from Cooperia oncophora, 1260 nucleotides. NCBI's taxonomy places the organism in Eukaryota, Metazoa, Nematoda, Chromadorea, Rhabditida, Trichostrongylidae. The record is from the annotation of a GenBank genome assembly.
AUGAUCGCGUUUUUCUUCAGUGUUCGGCUACGAGUCAACGAUAAGGAGGUGGGCGAGAAGCAGACGCUUGACGACGAAUCGCCGAUUGGCACUACAGCCAGUCAAAUGUUCAUCGGAGGUUUUGCUGAGCGAUCAAAGCCGCCGAAUAACGAAAUACCAAUUACCGUACCGCUUAUCGGAUGCGUUUCCGACAUUUACCACAACUACAAAAAGAUUCCGAUUGUGCCGGAAGAACACAGCGCUGAAAUCGGAACGUGCGCCAUCGAGUCGCCAAGCUUCGCUUCUCCUAUCGAUGAACCGUUGGAUCCCGAAACCUAUAAGCAUCAUCGGAAAGACUCACGUUUGAGUCAUCAACUGGACAGAAACUUUUAUGAACUUCUUCCUCAUUCUCCUAUACACACCAGAAUGAAAUUCAUCUCUUUUCAGACACAGAGAAGCCUUUCAGCCCGGUUCAUUCGAAGCCCGCUAAGGAAACAACGCAAAUGUGUGGUGGAGGACUCACUUCAGCCGUACGAGAUGGCAAAGGAGCUGUUCGGUUUGGCCUCUCCAAAAGCUCCCACAGUCGUGUUAAUUUCGAAGGGAAACUGUAUCCAAACAUUUCGGAGUAAGUGUUUCGUUGAAGAAGAGCUGGUGAACGGUGCGGUGCAAAACCUUGAAGGUGAAUCUUCACGCGAUGUCAUUCCUUGUGCCCAACCAACGAAAGGAAUGUACGCCCAUGAGGGGAAGGAUUAUGCUGUGUUUGAUGGUGUCCAGAAAUCCAUCAAAGAUGGCUCUCGUAACAUCGACAUAACUCUGAGCUUCCGACCAAUUGUGGAUGAAGGAACCAUACUCGCUCUGCUGAGCAACAGUAAUCCAGAAGCAGCACGGCUAACCCUGGAAUUGAAGCAGGAUAAGGUUCUGGUCACCGUGAUCCAUGCCGCCAGCGAUCUCGAGAUUCGUGAUGCGAUUCCAGCGCUACGACCGCUCUGCGACGGUGCAUGGCAUUCACUUCACUUAUCGAUCGGCGACAAGAUAAUGCAGAUCAAAAUCGAUGAGGAACGGAAUGAGUUGCCGGUCAAUCACAUGUCGUCCGAUGCUCGAGAAUUGUUCCUAAAUCUACCUGUGAAUGUCGCUGGAGUGUCCGCUCCAGUAGCGGAAAAACUGUCGACGACAUCAUUGAUGGGAUGCUAUCGCGAGCUGAGGUUUGCUGGUCAUCCGAAGUACUUUGAAAAUGCUCCGAAACAGAACAAAAUUGCCGUGGAUGGAUGUCCGUUUCAAUGA